Molecule: messenger RNA, 2254 nt
Organism: Pseudopodoces humilis (Tibetan ground-tit)
Lineage: Eukaryota; Metazoa; Chordata; Aves; Passeriformes; Paridae
Gene: NR0B2
Product: nuclear receptor subfamily 0 group B member 2
Biological process (GO): circadian rhythm; negative regulation of transcription by RNA polymerase II
Cellular component (GO): nucleus; cytoplasm
Molecular function (GO): transcription factor binding; transcription corepressor activity
Source: RefSeq, a predicted model, not a curated record
UCCGAGCCCCCGCUGCUCCCUCAGCCGCCCCUGGCGCUCCGCUCCCUUCCCGGGACACGCUCGGUGUCUGUCCUGCGGCGAGGGGCCCAGAGCUGCUGCCGCCGUUUGCCUCAACAAACUGAACAGUCAUUGCCCGCUUGGGCUCGCGUUCAGCGGCUGCCGAGCAGCACCUCCGGGGCCCUUCCCAUUGGGAAAAUACGAGAAUUUUAUCUCUCAUUCUGCAAAGGGGAGAAUUUUCCCUGUGUUUCCUGUGAGAGACACGAGCCCGCCCCGGGCCCAUCACAGCCUGGCAGUUCACCAGGUUCCUCUUCCUCCUGCACAAGCGGCUCCCGAGCAAGGCCAGGCAAACAGGCGCUGAUAACACAACUUCCACAACUUGCAGGUCGCUUUGCCAAGGCCGCUGAGCCGCGGGCCCAGACGAGCGCCCCGUGUUUGUCUGUGAACCCUGGCAGCGACACCUGCUCCAUGGGGCCUUGGUGCCAUGGUACAGCCUGGGGUAAUGACUCUGUUUAUCCUGUUUGGGUAAUCCUGAUAAGGCCACACAACCCCUCCCGUGCCGAUUCAUUGAGAAAACGGCCGUUGACCGCGCUGGGAGCUCGCCUGGCCCGGCCAAUCAGCCCAGCAACCACGGGUGGUUUUAAUGAGGGCUGCUUAAUCAGGGCGGUCAAGGCUGCGGAGGGGAGUUCACUGUGACCCGGCCCUAUAAGAGCCGCCCCGAGCAGCCACGGGCCGGCAGAGCUGGGAGGACGGGGAGAAUCUGUGAUAUUUUGGGAUUUUACGCCUCUCUCCUGCCAGCUGACGGGAGUUUCGACGAGCAGCCGGCUGAGCCAUGAGCACCGGUGUGGAUACGGAGUGUGAGAGGUGCCAGUGCCACAGCAAGGACAAGCACCCCGCCAUCCUGUACACGCUGCUGAGCCAGGAGCUGCGCCCCGGAGGGGCCCGGCAGCGCUGCCUGUGCCACCAGCGCCGCGCCGUGUGCCUGCGAACGCCGCACGUCACCUGCCGGGCCGCCUCCGACGUGCUGGUCAAAACCAUCAACUUUGUCAAGAACGUCGCUGCCUUCCACCUGCUGCCACGGGAGGAUCAGCUGCUGCUGCUGGACAGCUGCUGGGUGCCCCUCUUCCUGCUGGGGCUGGUGCAGGAGAUGGUGACCUUCGAGGUGAUGGAGGCCCCGGCCCCCAGCAUGCUCAAGAAGAUCCUCCUCAGCGGCCAGAGCAAAGGGCAGGAGCCCGAGGGGACGCAGCCCACGCUGGCUGCCGUGCAGCGGCUGCAGUGGUGCCUCAACAGCUUCUGGAGGCUGGACCUGAGCCCCAGCGAAUUCACCUACCUGAGGGGAGCCAUCCUCUUCAAUCCAGCCAUCCCCGGGCUGAGGGCUCCGCUCUACAUCGAGAGCCUGCAGUGGGAAGCCCAGCGAGCACUGCGGGAGCUGCUGCACCCCGAGGGCCAGGGCCGCUUCUCCCGCAUCUUACGGGUCACCUCCUCCUCGAGAUCCAUCCCCGCCGCCCUCGUCACCGAUCUGUUCUUCCGGCCCGUCAUCGGGGACGCCGGCAUGGGGGAGCUGCUGGUGGAGAUGCUGUUCGAGGUGGCAGGGUGGCCACAGGCCCCGUGGCUGCCCCUGCCCUGCUGAGCAGGGGCUGGGGAGAAGCUCUCCGGACUCUGCUGUGUUUCACUGGGGCUGGAGCAGCCCUGGGGAAGCAGCUGCGGCUCUGCCUGGGCGGUCUCCAGUGCUGGGAGUGUGUGUGGCCAAGGGGUUCCCUGCCCUGGCCCCGGGUUUCACUCAUUUUGCUGUGAGCUCCAGGCAGUGAGGGCUGUCCUCAGCCUGGUCCCACGGUGCCUGACAGCCGUGGGAUCACCAACCGAGGGCAAACAUUAGGGAAUGAGCUCUGGGUCUGGCUUCUGUGCUUGGAAUCUCAGAAAUAAUCAGGAAACUUCUUCAGGGAAAAAGCCAGAGUGUUAAAUCCUACAGGGUGUACAGACUCACCCCCCUUUUCAUUAGAUUCCCUUUUUCCUCCAUAAUUCCAUGAGAUACAACAGGAUUAAGAGCAUUUAGGAACACCUAAACCUACUGCACCUCAUGUGGGGCUCUGGGCUUUCCUGACUGUGAAAAGUUAAACCCGAGCAGAGCUGCUUUAGUGGGAGAUCCAAACCUCCCUCCCUGGAGUUAGAGCCAGGUGCACACCUGGAAAACUUGCUCCUCCUGCCUCCAGCAGGUGAGGUGUCAGUAUUUUAUAAGUGAACAUUUGUGUGGUUUGUA